This is a messenger RNA of Menidia menidia (Atlantic silverside), 4767 nucleotides long. The record is from the annotation of a GenBank genome assembly. Lineage: Eukaryota; Metazoa; Chordata; Actinopteri; Atheriniformes; Atherinopsidae.
AUGGACGACUCGGACCAGGAUUUUGCGGAAAUCUGCUCAAAGCUGCUGAAACGCGUCCGCAAGAAGCCGGGUGAAACGGCCAGACAGAGCCGGAAAGCUGAGCGGCAGACUUGCAGUCAAACAAGUGACGCUGACAAGAGGAGUAAAAAUAACAAACAAGAUGGGAACCUGGGGUCAAAGGUCGCCUCCACCCAGCCUGUUUGUGCUGAGGCCGUGCAGGGUGUGGUCUGUGCUGAGAUGGGACCUGAUGCUUCUGCUCCGAGUUGGACAGCCCCAGAGGAUCCAGCUGACAAAGCUGUGAGGGCCAAAGACAAAGUCCUCCUCAGGAUGCAGCAGUUUAAGCGAGCCAGUCCGCAGAAGAUGGUGCACAACAACAAAAGCCAGUCGUCAUCUCCACAGCACCAGAGACAAGACAGCCCUCUGCGCCCCAGCUCAGGCCCCCGGCCGGAGCCCCUGGACAGCGACGAGGCUCUGGCGCUGCGGCUGCAGCAGGAGUUGGACAGAGAGGCAGCCGAGGCCCGUCCUGUAGACUUGGAGGACGGAGGCCUCUUCUUCUGCCAGAUCUGCCAGAGAGACGUAUCCAACCUGACUCCUGAGGGACGCACACAGCACCUCAACAGAUGUUUGGAUGAGUGCGAGCAGAGUGGCCUGGCCCCUCCGCCCCCUUCUGGUGUCCCUGACUGUCCCAUCUGCGGGAUGAAGUUUAAGUCAAAGGGAAGCCGUUCGGCCCACCUGAAGCGCUGCUCCAGAGACAUGGGAGUCUCACCGGCUGCGUUGCUGCAGGCUGUGCAGAGACAGGCCGAAGAGAGCGCCCCCCCGACUAACGCACCCAUACCAACUGUGGGCACUAAAAGGAAAGGCCCAACCAAAGCAGGCUCUCAUACGAGGAAAAGGCUAAAAAAGAAGGCCGAGCCUCUGGAUGAAGAGACCAUGGUCGCCCUGGCUCUGUCGUCUUCCCUUCAGGAACAGAAGAUGGAGCACCAGGACCUGAGGGAAGCAGACAGAGGUGUGCCGACGGGCUCUGAGCCCUCUCAGAGCUCCACGACUCAUCAGCUGAAGUGGAGGACAGAUGCUGGUGCAGGCUCCAGGAGCGUGUCUCUGCUCUCCUCCUGCGCGGCCGGCCCCCCUCCCCCCCCCACCCCCACCCGGAGCCCCAGCGCCCUGCCCGCUUGGACCGGCGCUGCCCCCCUUUGGCUGAAAAGCACACUGCUGGACGGAGGCUCCGCUGGCCCGUCGGAGUUCUACGCUGCAGAGCUGAGGGGGUUCUUCACCCCUCCAGAGCCAAUCGACGGAGCUUCAUCAAGUGCGAGCGACGUGCCGCAGCCAUCCCCUCAGGCUGUGGGGGAGGGAGCCGUGGUUACAGGGACCAGGACCUCCAUCCUGCCAUCCUGCUCCCAGGCGGCCUCCGGCCCCUCCGCACCCUCCACUCCCGGCACAGGGCAGCUCCCGGUGCCCAGCCAGGCUCUCAGGGACCUGAUGGAGCUGGCUGAAGAUGGAAUGACCCUAACGCAAUAUGGAUAUUCCUCUAAAGACAAACGUCUGAGCGGCUUCAUUCAGGAGUCUGAGGACCAGUCUGAGCUCUGUGCCAGUGGCUUCCUGCUGGAAACGACCCAGAAAGCCUCCCAAAACACCCACAGCCAGACGGCUGAUCAGCCAAGAGAAGAGAGAGACGGUGGCAGCCACCUACCAGCUGCGCUGUCCCGGCUGGCAGCUGACAUGAGCAGCAUGGUGAACAACCCUCAGCUGAGUGAUGUGCAGCUUCAGGUGGACAGCGGAGAGGUCUUCUUUGCGCAUUCCUUCAUGGUGUACGCGCGCUGCCCCCUGCUGGCGGAAAUGGUGCAUGAAAGUGGAUUUGGGGUGCGGGAGGAAGGCGUGCCCGCCGCUCAGAGGGUGCUGCUGAGCGAGGUGCCGGGGGGGGCGGUGCUGGCUCUGCUGCAGUACCUCUACACCGCCCAGUGCUCCAUCCCAGCAUCCCUGCGGCCCCACGUCCUGGAGCUGGCCUGGAGAUUCGACUUAAACGAGCUGGAGCAGCUCUGUCAUCUCCACCUGGAGGAGGAGGCAGCGGCCGAAGGAGACGAAGAGCACGUCAUGGAUCGGGAGCAGAAUGCCGGCCACCAAACGGACCAGGCCUUCAUGGAGCUCCUCCGAUCCAUGUGGAAUGAAGACGACGAUGAUGAUGAUGAUGACGAGGGCGGGACUGACUCAGACGGAGGAGGGGGCGAGGGCAGACCGUCGGGAGCUGAUCGCCACGACGACGGGGUCACCCCGGGCGACAGGGACGUUUGCGAGGACCGCGUGAACGAGGCCGAGCUGGAGGAGAUCUACGAGUUUGCAGCCACGCAGAAAAAGAGGGAAGAGACAGACGGCGAGGAAGAGGAGGGGACGGGUGAGGAGGGAGGGGACGGAGACGCAGCCACGAGAGGCUUCGGCGAUAGAAACCUGGAGCCGGACCACAGCUUGGACCGCAGCUACAGCCGCCUCUUUUCAGACGGCAUCCCUGAGGCAGAAGACCCCCCCCCUUCGGCCUCUCCCUCCGAUCCACUCAGAACAUCCCCCUCUCACCCCAGGCAGCCGCGGCCCCUCCAUGAGCCAUCUGAACUGCGGGGCAGGUCUUUGCUUCAGUCAUCAGUUAGUGGGGCCAGUGACAUUUCCCUCUGCCCCCCGGCCGGAGUGUCCAGCCUGCCCAUGGCAGGACAGUCUCCAGGCCCAGAGGGGGGCCUCGAGGGGGCUGGAGACCAAAAACGAGACGCUUCGAAGCGAGAGAGCCAAGGUCCGCACAGUAUAUGCAUCCCCCUUUCUCCCGAUUCUCCCCGAAAGAGCGAGGAGCCCGAGCUCAUAGUUCUGUCCGAUUCGAGUGAGGACCUGGAAGCGGGCGUGGCCGUCCCGAGCUCUCACGGACCGGCCCCCCAGUCCCCAGACCCGCUGAGCUACACAGAGAUCCGGUCCAGGCAGAAUCAAACGCCCGAGGCGGUUGGUCCAAAGGGCAGGGGCUCCGGCGACUUGGGCUUAAGCCCCGGCGUGCCGGCGGACUGUUCCCCGGAGGUUUCCUGGCUGGUCCCCUCCACCCCGGUCCAGGCGGGGGUCAGCACGGCCAGCAGCUCCACCCAGACCAAAAGCUCCAUGCGCAGGACGCAGCUGUUCCCCAGAGGCCACCCCUCUCCCCCUUCCUCCUCCUCCUCCUUCUUUUUUCCACCCUCUGCUUUACCGCUCAAGAGUCAGAGGAACGUCCUAGAAAAAACUCGCCACGUCAGCGAGGGUGUAGAAGUCCUCGCCACCCUGACCCGCCAUCACUCCGCCCGGGUCUCCUCCACGCUGGAGACCCCUCCCCGACCGUACAGCAGCAGCACCCCCCUGCACACGGAGCCCCACUCUUCUCUCCUUCCCCCCGCCGCCUCCCCUCUCCGGGCCAGCGCGGGUGAGAGGAGUUCAUCCAGCCGCAGCAAGAGGAGGGCCUCCUCAGAAAGCUCAGAGAAGACGGAGCUCGGAAGCUUCCAUCUCUCCUCCAUGUCCAACAGUUCGGAUCCGGCCUCUUCCUCUUCUCAUGCUGGCGACGGAGACUCAAAGAGACGAGGCGAGUCCUCUGGUUCUGCUAACUCCAGCAGGACAGAGGCGAAAAACACGGGAGAAAAUAUAGAAACGAGUACCAACAAUCAGGCCACAUGUGGCGUCCAAGAGCAAGAUGAGGCAGAUGUUGGAGAGUCCAGUUUCCGGCAGAGUUUUGUGGACGAGCCCCCGAUCGCCUUCAACGACUCGUGGGGUCUGGACGCCUGCGCAGAGGCCAGUCCAGGCCUCCUCAGUCCGAGGUGGGAACCUGGUGCAGGAUCCCCGCUGCCCCAGAGAGGACCCCCCUCCCCCCCACCCCCGCCCGAGCCCAGCACACGCGCCACGCCAGAGAUCGACAGCCGCCUCCUGGACUCCAAAAUCUGGGACAGCUGGGAGGAGGAACAGGACCAGGACCAAGACCAGGAGGAGGAGGACGUUCCACUGUCCAGGAGGAUCCACUCCGCCGCUCAGCUCAAAACCCCAGUAUCAUUCAGGAAUAAGCGCCAGCAGUCCAUGGUGCCCAUCACUCCGAUGCCCCAUUACUCGGACAUGGACACGCCAGAGCUGAAGAACAAACUGGACAGGUUUGGCGUCCGGCCUCUGCCCAAGCGUCAGAUGGUCCUGAAGCUGAAGGAGAUCCACCAGUACACGCAUCAGCUGGCCAGCUCCGGCUCAGAGGACGAGGAGCCGGGCCAUAGGGGCGCUGCCCCCGCGUUCAAAGAGCCCGCGGCACCGGCCGGCUUUUCCCCCGCCAAGGACUCCCGGGAGGAGGAGGCGGAGCAGCUGAGUGCCUCCCAGAGCUCAAACGCCUCCUCAACCAUCAGCAGCGGAGAGUCCGAGAGGACCAACCCGGAGCGGCCGGCGUCUUCCGACGGCGAGUCGGACAGCGACGGCGGCGUGUCGUGCUCGCAGGCGGGGCAGCGGCUGCAGGAGCGCCUCCAGGCCGUGCGCUCCUUCAUCCUGUCGGACAGCCGGCUGUACGGCCAGAUCCUGCAGUUCCGGCCGCUGGUGCUGUCCCAGCUGCAGGCGCAGCUGCGGGCGGCCGGCGUCCGGCUGGGCGCCGCCCGCCUGGUGGACUACCUGGACUCCCAGUGCAUCACCUUCACCACGGCCAGGCCGGGCCAGCCGCCGCCCGGCCGCAGCCGCCGCCAGCGGGGCGCCAGGGCGGGCGGGGGGGGGGGGGGGGGGGGGGGCAGGAAGAAGGCCGGUUCCACCGCGUCUUGA